AUGGCAUUCAUUGAAUAUAGAGGGUUUGACCAUAUCUGGUGGUACGCUGGCCCUUGGCUCUACUACUUGAUUGCCUUCUAUUGCGCAUUGCCAUUUUUAGCUUACAUAGUAUUACCUUACUUUACACCAAAGAGAAAAUUCGAUCUGAAGAGGAAAAUAAUCACUUUAUUUGUACUUGGAGAUAUUGGCCACUCUCCUCGAAUGACUUACCACGCUAGAUCAUUAUCUAAAUUGGAUUAUUUUGUGACUGUAUGUGGAUACUUAGAAACAAGACCUGCGGAAGACAUCUUAGACGACGUGAACAUAGAUUUAAAAGAAAUAAGACCUAUAAGGAACUCUUCCAAUUUACCAUUUUUAGUCUUUGCUAUUAAGAAGAUUGUCCUCCAAUGCUUUCAGUUGUUAGAUUUGCUUUGGGAAUUUGCUGGUUCGAGUGACUACAUUAUGAUCCAGAACCCUCCAUCCAUUCCCAUAUUACUACUUGCAGUACUGUAUAUAAAGCUUCUACGCUUAAACACUAAAAUCAUAGUUGAUUGGCAUAACUUGAAUUAUUCCAUCUUAAACUUGAAGUAUGACAAUGAAAAGCAUCCAUUAGUGAGAAUACUCAAGAGCUAUGAGAGAAUAUUGGCCAAAUAUGUUGAUUAUCACAUCACCGUAACGAACGCUAUGAAGGAAUUCCUCAUUAAUGAAUUUGACAUUCUGCAUAAGAAGGGUCGCAACAUCUUCGUGUUGCAUGAUAGACCUGCAGAAGCAUUUGCUCCACUAGAACAGUUGAAUUUAUCUAAGUCUGAAAUUGUUAGAAACCACGAAGUUUUCUCUGAUAUUCCAAAUUUGGAUAAGUACAGGAUAUUGGUAUCGUCGACGAGUUUUACAGCUGAUGAGGAUUUCAACGUUUUGUUGGAUGCUCUCAAAGACUAUGACACUACUUGUGUUGCCGAUAAGUUACCACCAAUUGUGCUCAUUGUUACUGGAAAGGGUCCAUUGAAAUCAGCAUUCCUUGCUCGGGUUAAGACUCUUAAUUUCCUGGAUAAUGUAAUUAUUAGAAGUGCAUGGCUUUCUUAUGAGGAUUAUCCUCUAAUCCUUGCCUCAGCAGAUUUGGCCAUAUCACUCCACACCUCAUCGUCAGGAAUUGACUUGCCUAUGAAAAUUGUAGACUUUUUUGGCUGCGGUGUACCAGUAAUUUCCCUUUCAUUUGCAGCAAUUGGCGAGUUGGUAAAAGAUGGUGAAAAUGGUUUGAUUACAAGGGCCGAUGCCAAGGGCGAAGUAUCUGAAUCUCAAGAAAUCUUUAGACUCCUUACUGAGGCAUUCACAGAUCAUGAACUACUUCAGAAGAUCAAAAAGGGUGCAAGGGCAGAAAGUAAUCUAAGAUGGGAUGAAAACUGGGACAACUCCUUAUCGAAGCUCUUCCCUAAGGUCAAUUAA
Dujonia railenensis is the source of this 1419-nucleotide messenger RNA. The record is from the annotation of a GenBank genome assembly. NCBI's taxonomy places the organism in Eukaryota, Fungi, Ascomycota, Pichiomycetes, Serinales, Debaryomycetaceae.